Molecule: messenger RNA, 1861 nt
Organism: Magallana angulata
Lineage: Eukaryota; Metazoa; Mollusca; Bivalvia; Ostreida; Ostreidae
Product: TM2 domain-containing protein CG10795-like
Exons: 3
Coding region: 88-672 (194 amino acids)
Source: RefSeq, a predicted model, not a curated record
AUAAUCGGUGUAAACAAUGGCUGUGUUGUGACUGCGAAUCGGAUUUAAUGUGAAACUAGUAGAUCAUAUCGUCACAAGCUGGCAACGAUGCAGUUACAGUCAAAUAGAGUUUUUUGUUUUGUAUUUUACAUCAUUCUCCAGUUUAAAAAUUCUGCAGCGAGUGACCUUAGAUGCGAGGACUUGUUAAUGGGACAAUUCUAUUGUAAAGAUCCAGUGAUAGACACGGAAACUCAAGCAGAAAUUAACUGUGAUCCAGAGAAAAAGACCACACCAACUGAAUGUGUUGUCGCAGAAGGAAUAACCUGCAUUCCCCAAAAUUCAAACACACUUUACACAUUCAAUGGAACAGAAGUUGGCUUCUACAAGGAAGCUCCUUGCAGAUGGACGAAUGGUUACAAGUUCGAGACAGCAUUACUCCUUUCAGUCUUUCUUGGGAUGUUUGGGGUUGACAGAUUCUACCUUGGGUAUCCCGCAAUAGGACUUUUAAAGUUUUCUACUCUGGGGUUUUUCUUUCUUGGACAAUUGAUUGACAUCCUCCUGAUAGCCCUUCAGGUAGUGAAACCUUCGGAUGGAUCCGAAUAUAUCAUGAACUAUUUCGGAGUUGGUCUGAUUCAUAUUCAGGCAAAUAAUGACACAUAUAUUAAGCCUGACGAGUCGUGGAAUAUGUCAUGAUACCAGUUGAAAUAGAUUCACUUAAUAUGUAAUAUAUUUUCCCUUUUGAAUGCUGGUUACAUCAAUAAGAGAUUUUUUUUUCUCCAAGAAUAUGUGUACUUUACAAUUAUUAUGUAACAUUUGAUAUUUUAAAGGAAAUCCUGCAUAGUUCUAUUUUGAUUUAAGCAAUGUAAUGUAAUCAACUUUUAUUUGUGUUGGUUUAAAUUCAACAAAACAAAAUUUGAGACAAAGACUAUAUAUGAAUUUCAAUUUCCAACAAUUGGAUUGUUUUGCAGCUAGAUAGAUUUGUGAUGAAACUGUUCUUGCAAACAUAGAAAAUUUAAUAAUCUCAGAAAUAUAACUUGGUAUGCAAUUAUCAGAUAUCGUACUGCAUGAUAAGUUUUGAUGGUUCUUAGCUGAGAAAAUUGAUGUGCGAGUCUUUUUGUCAGUCAUAAUGCAUUAUUCCUUAACAAUGAACAUUAGUAACUUUAAAACUUUAGUUAAGAUAUUAUCUUAACGAAAGUUGAUGUGUAGUAUUUGUUGGAUAAGAACAUGUAUGAAUUAUGAAAUUUGUGAUCCCCACCAACAUAUAUUUGCAUUAAAAAAAGUGUAAAACUGAGGUUGAUUCUCUUUCUCACUGCUUGGGCAUCCUGCACUGUACAGACUCACAAAGUACAUGGAAAUGAUGAGCAGAAAAUUUUUUAUUAAAAUUGAAUUGAAUUUUAUUUCCAUAGGUUUGAGCUAUGUCAAUCAUAUCGUGAAUAGACAUGUGUUACAUUAAAAAUUUAAUUGAAAAUCAAAGUAUUCGGGACUUGCCCCAAACAGUUAGUCAAGAAUACUUUGAUUUUAAGACUGUGAAUAAAAUAUUAUAAAAAUAGUCCACUGAAAAUUCGUUUGAGACUAGUACAGUGCACGUCAGUAUUGUUAGUACUAAAAUACCAUUCUAUGAAUCCUUCACAUGGCUGCAUUUUUCUCAGGUGACUACUAAAGCUUAUGGUUCUUCUGUAAUUAAUAAGCUAUUUUUUGCAUUGGGGUUUUAUAAAAGAACAUGUUUUUAUGGUUGAUAAAUAUUGUAAUGCCUUGGGAGAUAUAACUCAGUAUAUAAUAAUAGUACACGUAUACACGAUUGGCAAUUUCUUCUUGCUUCUUAAAACUGAUGUUUUAUGUGAGUAUAUGUAAACUUGUAAUAAAAUGAAAUGAGGAAAUCGAA